AUGGCAGGACAGAAACGAUCACGAUUAGAGCAAGACGAUCAAGAGAACUCUGAUUCAUCUUUCUCAAUUGUUCAGGCGGAAGGCGAUGACAUUGACAUAUCAUCAGCUUUGGCCGGAAAGCGUGCACGCCGCGAGUCAUCAGACGAGGAUCAUGUUACAGAUGAUGAUGAACUCCAAGAAUUCAUCAACGACUCUAUUGCAAAGAGGAACGUGAAAGGAGGGACAGCACUUCUCAAAAAAACCAAGAGUAAAGGAAAGGGCAAAGGAGAAGUCGGCGGUGGUAGCUUCCAGAGCAUGGGUCUCCACCCAUUCCUGCUUCGUGCAUUGACUAUUCAAGGGUACCGGACACCUACCCCGAUUCAGCGUGCAACUAUUCCUUCCCUACUCGCGUCGCCACCCAGAGAUCUGGUAGGAAUGGCACGCACAGGAUCGGGAAAGACUCUUGCAUACAUGAUACCCUUGUUACAACGUCUUGGUGGUCGCCAUUCACAUGCCUUUGGUGUGCGUGCUAUCAUCCUCGUCCCAGCCAGGGAGCUGGCUCUUCAAGUCCUCAAGGUUGGGAAAGGCCUCGUCAAGGGUUGGCGAGACGACGGUGGACAUCAUGCUGGCGAUGGUGUGGAUAACGAAGACGUUAUCAAACUUGGUCAAAGUGAAACUCUACGUUGGGGUCUGGUUGUAGGGGGAGAAAGUAUGAACGAACAGUUCGAGAUGAUAAGUAGUAAUCCAGACGUAAUCAUCGCAACUCCCGGCCGCCUCCUCCACUUGAUCGUUGAGAUGAACUUGUCUCUUGCUAAAGCCGAAUACGUCGUUUUUGAUGAAGCUGAUCGCCUCUUCGAGCUCGGAUUCUCUACUGCACUUACGGAAAUAUUAGCGCGUCUGCCCGCUUCCCGACAAACUCUACUCUUCUCCGCCACCCUUCCAAAGUCACUGGUGGAGUUUGCGAAGGCUGGAUUGCGAAAUCCUAAACUAGUCCGCCUAGAUGCAGAGUCCAAGAUAAGCACAGACCUCCGGAUGGCUUUCUUCUCUGUGAAACCGGCAGAGAAGGAUGCUUGCUUGCUCUCGUUACUCCGGGAUGUCAUCAAAGUUCCUCUUGGCGAUUCAUACGGCAUUUCCGAUGACAAUCAAAACAAGGAUACUAAGGGAAAGGGCAAGGCAAAACCCGGGCAUCCCAUGCAGACCGCACCACAUCAGACUCUCGUGUUUGCAGCAACCAAGCACCAUGUCGAAUACCUAUCUACAUUGCUUACAGCUGCAGGCUACGCUGUGUCCUCUCUUUACGGUUCACUCGUGCAGUCGAGUAGAACGUAUCAAAUGUCUCAGUUUCUGGCACGGAAGACACAGAUCCUGGUCGUAACGGAUGUUGCAGCUCGUGGUUUGGAUAUUCCGAUUUUGGAACAUGUUGUAAACUACGACUUCCCCGUCGGCGCUCGCAUUUUCGUGCAUCGUGUGGGGCGAACUGCGCGUGCAGGAAGAAGGGGAUGGGCUUGGAGUUUUGUAACCCACUCCGAAGCCGCUUACCUUAGCGACCUGCAACUUUUCCUUGGUCGACCGCUUUUGAGUGCCAAUUCUUACCCCCCUGCUGUUCGCACCUCCGAGGUUCCGUAUACGCAAUCGCUCAUCCUCGGACCGUUCCCGCGGGAUACGAUUGAUGUAGAGGUCGAGUACAUCCGGUCACUUGAAAUCACCCAAAAUAACCUGACUAGCCUACGCGGAGUGAUGGAACGUGGACAAUCUAUGUACGAACGUAGUCGAGGGAAGGCUAGCGUGGCGAGUUACAAACGAGCAAAGGAGUUGACAAAGAGUGGCGGGGGGUGGGCAAGCAAUGCAAAUGGUACGCACCCUGUACUGGCACUCAUGCAGUAUACACUCGAGGGUAACGCGGAUAACGGCCUUGAGGAGGAGCGGUCACGGGAAGAAAAGCGACUCUCGAUGGUUCGCGCUGUCAAUUCGUUCAUGCCCACAGAAACGGUGUUCGAGGUUGGGACGCGUGGUAAGGCGAAUGCGGAAACAGCAGCCCUGAUGAGGGAACGGAGGAGAGCACUGGCCAAGACUGCUGAGAGGACGCGACUGUCAACCGCAGCCGCCGAAGAGUCGGUGGUCAAUGAUGAUGAUUACACUAUGGACAAUGAUAACGUUGAGAUAGAAAUGGCCGACGAGGAGGAUGUCGCAGCCGUGUUUGGUGUCUCGUCCCAGAAGGGGAGAACCAGCUUUCGCGACGAUGGCUUUUAUAUGUCCCAUUAUCAAAAAGACUCUCACACGGAGAAAGGAUAUUCACUGGCGGAUGGUGCUUCUUCAUUUGCAGUGCAGGCCAAUAGCGCGUUGCUCGAUCUUGCGGGAGAUGUAACAGUGACAGAACGACAACGGCACAAGCUCACUUGGGAUAAGAAAAAGAAGAACUUCGUGAAGGGAGAUGGUGUAGGAGCUGACAACAUUAAGCUUGUGCGCACAGAGAAUGGAACACGACUUCCCGCAACGUACAGGAGUGGUCGGUUUGAAGAAUGGCAGAAGAAAGCUAAGGUGAUGCUACCCAAGGUUGGAGAGCAGGAGCUCAGGAAGAAGGAUGGAUUUGGAGGGCUUGGCGGGAAAAAGUGGAAACACAGCAGAGUGAUUGAAGCGAAACCUUUGGACAAGCUCCACAAAGAUUAUGAGCGGAAGGCAAGGCAGCUGAAGAAGAAAAAGGUGGAGGAAGUGGGGACCGUCGAGGGCAAUGUCCGGGGACCUGACAGGACGUUGUCUGACAAAAGAACCAAGAAACUCGGCAGACGACAGGGCGGGAAGUCCAUUGGUCGCCUCAAAAACGAACUUAAGACCGUCGAGCAAAUCCACAAGAGUCGCAAGAUGACGGAGAAGAAAAGGGCCAAGAAUGCACGUCCGAGUCGUAAAGGCAAGCGAUAG
This is a messenger RNA of Pisolithus orientalis, 2895 nucleotides long. Its product is annotated as P-loop containing nucleoside triphosphate hydrolase protein. The record is from RefSeq and is a predicted model, not a curated record. NCBI's taxonomy places the organism in Eukaryota, Fungi, Basidiomycota, Agaricomycetes, Boletales, Pisolithaceae. Gene Ontology annotation, cellular component: nucleus. Bases 1 to 2895 code for a protein of 964 amino acids. The transcript is spliced from 5 exons. Gene Ontology annotation, molecular function: RNA binding; ATP binding; RNA helicase activity.